Messenger RNA from Perca flavescens (yellow perch), 1074 nucleotides. RefSeq names its product interleukin 17a/f1 (gene il17a/f1). The coding region runs from base 311 to 817 and encodes 168 amino acids. Gene Ontology annotation, cellular component: extracellular region. The record is from RefSeq and is a predicted model, not a curated record. Gene Ontology annotation, molecular function: cytokine activity. The transcript is spliced from 4 exons. NCBI's taxonomy places the organism in Eukaryota, Metazoa, Chordata, Actinopteri, Perciformes, Percidae. Gene Ontology annotation, biological process: inflammatory response.
GAGAGGAAGAGCAGGAAACAGACAGAAACAACACAACGUGUGGUUUCAGAGAGGCAGAUCAAAGACGAUCAAAGGCGGUGAUGCCAUCGCAGGAAGUGCUACCGAUCAGAAUAAAAGUCAGAGCUCAACAUCGGGGCGGACAUCAGUGAGAACCACCCAAGCUUCGGACCUGAACCUCCGGCUGAGCCUAGGGAACCCUGAAGAGAGAAACAAAAUCAUCUGCAAAAAACUCACCAAUCCAGAUCUGAAUAAGAACCGAACAAAAAGGACAACGAGGUGUCUGAAAGCAGCGAGAGUCCAAACUGUCAGCAUGAUUUCGACUUCAAACUCCAUUCUGACGGCUGUCUGUGUGGUGGCGGCGAUGAUGAUGAUGAUGAUGUCAGAGGCAGCGGCGAUGCCCAAACCGGGCGGCCAAUCAAAACACUCGGCAAAGACUCACCGGAAGUUGUCGGACGGAGCGACGGUGGAAACGGUCCCCCUGGAAAUCGACCCAAACACUUUGGUUCCCAUCAGAACCAUCCGGCCGCUGCAGAACGCCUCCAUCUCCCCGUGGACAUACAACGUCUCCCAUGACGACACUCUGUUCCCCCCGGUGCUGUCCGAGGCUCGCUGUUUGCUGCACGGCUGUCUGGACUCGGAGGGCCGCGAGGACCUGAACCUGGAGUCCAGACCCAUCAUGCACCAGGUGCUGCUGCUGCGCCGGGUCAAGUCCACGGGGGCUGGGGGGGCGGGACACGGGUACCACUACCGGCUGGAGUCCCGCCUCAUCGCUGUGGGGUGCACCUGCAUCCGACCCAUCGUCCAACACCAAAACUGACCCAAAAAAGUGGAUUUAGAGACAAAAAAUUUGGAUUUUGAGACAAAAAAAUUGAUUUUGAGACAACAAAAUGUGGAUUUAGAGACAACAAAAUGUGGAUUUAGAGACAAAAAAUUUGGAUUUUGAGACAAAAAAAUUGAUUUUGAGACAACAAAAUGUGGAUUUAGAGACAACAAAAUGUGGAUUUAGAGACAAAAAAAAUUGAUUUAGAGAUAAAAAAGUAGAUUUAGAGACAAAAAAUGUGGAUUUAGAGACAA